Molecule: messenger RNA, 973 nt
Organism: Poecilia reticulata (guppy)
Lineage: Eukaryota; Metazoa; Chordata; Actinopteri; Cyprinodontiformes; Poeciliidae
Gene: g0s2
Product: G0/G1 switch 2
Source: RefSeq, a predicted model, not a curated record
AGUACAUGUGGGUUAUAAAUGAACAGAGUCCACGAGUUUCCACAGACUGGAACUCACCAACAGGAUAAACGUGCGACUCAGCAAAACAAGAACGUCAUUUACAGCAGCCGCCGGAAAUGGAAACCAUGCAGGAGUUGAUUCCAUUUGCAAAGGAGAUGCUCCGUCAGAGAGCCAACCGGAAGCUGCUGAAGGUUUACCUGCUGGGCUCCGUGCUGGCGGUGCUGGGCACGGCCAUCGGGCUGGUUGAGACUCUCUGCCACCCCUUCUCUUCAGGUGAGCCGCUGGAUGCAGAGAUGCUCCUCAUGUUGACCUCGGACCAGAGAGAAGUUGAAGCUGAUGCUCAGGCCACCCUGAAAGCCGGGGGACAGGAGGAGGAGGAGGAAGAAGAGGAGGAGGAGGAGGAAGAGGAGCUUGUUCCAGAGAGCCAAGCAAACACCAAGAACCCGACCCUGGCUAAGAUCCAUAGACUCAGCCAGCGAAACCUGGCCAACCGCCUGCAUGCUUCCUAAGUCCACUGCAGUAAAGCAAGAUGGCUGGAAAUAUUUAUUGGAGACUGCUACUGCCACACCAUUUUUGGUGUGCAACUCGCACAAAAGACGGAAGUUUUUCAGAGUAAUGGUGUCUGAACCGCCACCACACGCUGCCAGCUGAUGGCCAUGGCUUUGACGGACUGUCAGAAUAUGAUGGGCAGGCACUGCAACGGUCAGAGGUUUCUGAAGUCAUAGGGAGAGACAGAGAGAGAGAGAGAGAGAGAGAGAGAGAGAGAGAGAGAGAGAGAGAGAGAGAGAGAGAGAGAUUAUUAAACAGCACCUGUAAGCCACAACAUCAUGAGUGAGUCUGAGGAAUUUACUCUGCAGUGCCACCUACUGGCAGCUGGUUGUGGGAGGAGAAGGAAGAAGUUUGCUGUAGAUGUUAUCCAACUGUAAAUAAUGCUAUAUUUUGUUACAUUCUAUUAAAGUUUAUUUUAUUCAUA